Messenger RNA from Acanthosepion pharaonis, 681 nucleotides. NCBI's taxonomy places the organism in Eukaryota, Metazoa, Mollusca, Cephalopoda, Sepiida, Sepiidae. The record is from the annotation of a GenBank genome assembly.
AUGGAGGCUUCAUCUAUCAGAGUUGGGAUACUGGAAAUUCAAGGUGGCUUCUCUGAGCAUCGGACUGCCAUACUGAAGGCUGCCGAGACACUAGGAAUGAAAGAAAAAAUAGAAAUCCUUUCUGUUCGUAAAGCAGCAGACAUAUCUCCUGCACUGUCUGGUCUGAUCAUCCCAGGCGGGGAGAGUACCACAAUGGGGUUGUUCAUCUCAAGAAAUAAUAUGGCAUCUUCACUCCAAGAAUGGAUACAGGAUGAAAAACAUAUUACGUGGGGCACUUGUGCAGGUCUCAUUAUGUUGGCUAAUGAGACAGAAAAACAGAAGAUUGGCGGUCAACCCUUGAUUGGUGGACUUGACAUUGUUGUUUCUCGAAAUUACUUUGGACGGCAAGUGAACAGUUUCCAAGAAAAAGUGAAGAUUAUGGAUAAAAGCCUUUUCUCAGAAGCAAAUAUACCCGACCAUUUUGAAGGUGUCUUUAUCCGAGCCCCUGCUGUGGUUAAAGUGACUAGUCCGAAAGUGACCACCCUAGCUGUCCUUUCGCAAUCAUGCAGUGAUAACCCAGGCGUUAUUGUAGCUGUACGACAGAAAAACAUUCUUGGAACUGCAUUCCAUCCAGAACUGACAGAAGACUUACGAUGGCAUAGCUAUUUCUUAAAAAUGAUUGCAUCUGUCCAAGUCGAUUGA